Myotis daubentonii (Daubenton's bat) is the source of this 2056-nucleotide messenger RNA. It is a transcript of the gene TMEM37, whose product is annotated as transmembrane protein 37. Gene Ontology annotation, cellular component: membrane. NCBI's taxonomy places the organism in Eukaryota, Metazoa, Chordata, Mammalia, Chiroptera, Vespertilionidae. Gene Ontology annotation, molecular function: voltage-gated monoatomic ion channel activity; calcium channel activity. The record is from RefSeq and is a predicted model, not a curated record.
GUGGCCAGGGCAGAGUGUGGAAAGUGCAGAAGCGGCGGGUGGGGGUUAGGAGGAACCUGGACCUGUACUGGGGGAGUCCUGGCGAGAGAGGAAACGGCCGUGGAUUAUGUUCCGCUGAUUUUACAACCCUCAGCCUUCCAGGCAGUUUUCUUGUUUUGCUUAUAAAGAAACCCAGGCCAGCUGCAAGCUCAAGGUCACACUAGCCAGGCCAGACAGGUUUUCCAAAUUCAGAAGGGAGUAGGAUUCGCCAGCCAAUAGAAUUUGGAUUCCUUCCUCAUGAAGAUCAUUGAAGAAAAGUCAGGGAACCCUUCGGGCCUGGCCCAGAGGCUGCUGGGCCAACGGAGGCCCCGCCGGUCCUUCUUUGAAUCCUUCAUCCGGACCCUCAUCAUCGUGUGUGCUGCGCUGGCCAUGGUCCUCUCCUCCGUCUCCAUCUGUGACGGUCACUGGCUCCUGGCUGGGGACCGCCUCUUCGGGCUAUGGCACUUCUGCACCAGCUCCAACCAGACUGGGCCACACUGCCUCAGAGACCUGAGCCGGGCCCGCGUGCCAGGGCUGGCUGAGGGCAUGGUCCUGGCCCGCAGCACGGGCGCCUUGGCCGUGGUGGCCGCCAUUUUUGGCCUGGAGCUCCUCAUGGUGUCUCAGGUGUGCGAGGACCUCCACUCACGGCGCAAGUGGGCCCUGGGCUGCGUCCUGCUCCUCGUCUCGUUUGUCCUCUCCUCUGCGGGGCUCCUGAGCUUUGUGAUCCUCCUCAGGAACCAGGUCACGCUCACCGGCUUCACCCUCAUGUUCUGGUGCCAGUUCACUGCCUCCUUCCUCCUCUUCCUGAACGCCAUCAGCGGCCUUCACGCCAACAGCAUCAGCCAUCCCUGGGGCCAGCUGAGGGAAUUUUAGGCCCUCCUCCAAGGACAUCAGGUUCCGCAACAGAGUGGUCAAGACGUGACUUCUGGUGGGGGUAGGGGUGGGACAAUGACCUUGGAACUGCUGCCUCUUACCCAGUAACCUUUGGGGGGUCAGCCAGAAGUGGCCCAGGGCCCUGUGCCCAGGGCCAGAGGCCAGGAACGUGCCUCCAUGCCACCAACUGCACAAGUGUAGCCAAGUUACUAGCAUGUAGAUUGUAGAACACAUUGUAAAAUCCUUCUCUUGAAUCCUCCUUCCCAGGAAGGGAAUCGAUGUGGAAGCGGCUCAGGUAACUGGUGCCUGGGCUGGCUGCGCAGCCAAGUGCUGUUCACACCUGCUUCCCGGCUCUGUGCUGGGAGACCAGCUGCAGGGUCCCUGGGGCCUCCGCCGUGGCUAAGAGUGGAUCGCCUUCCCGCUAAGGGUGUCCAGCCGAGCCCAGGACUUCCUUCCACCAACUCAGGCGCCUCUGGGCACGCCUCUGCGUUAGCUUUGGUCAUGCCAGGGAGGCAGAAUUCAGGAUGACCUCAGGAUUUCUUGCACCUGGUAGUUUUUCAAACCAUUUUACUUGAUUCGACCCCUGCCCUUUGGGGAACUCUAUAAUCCCUCCCAUUGGGGAUUCUAACCCCCCACUUCCAGCAGCUGGUUGUCUCCUCUGGGGGCUCUGCCUGCGGGAUUCCUGCCUGACCUCUUUGAGUACAGUUUGGAGCAAGCCUUCCAGAAAAGUCCACCUGACUUCUAAUGCGCAGCGCUCGCUCCCUGAGGCAAGUGUGCGUGCCCAGCUUUGGUGAGGACCAGGCAGCCUGAGGUGCACCAUCUCUGACCCCAGAACAUUCAGAGAGCAGCUGCUGGACCCUGGGUGAUGGUUAACUCCUGAAGGUGCUCGCAGGUGAAGGGGACCAGGAACCAGCGAAGAUUUCCAUCUCGCCAGCAGAGCAGUGUUUGGGGCAUUAAAUGGCCCCCUUUCCAGUGCCUUUGUGCCCUCAGCCCACUCCAGCCACCCCAGCCCUCCCGCUCCCCCGCCGAAUGAAGUCUGGCCUGCCCUGGCUCACCCUGCCUGCCACGGGCUGUAGGAGUUCUGGUCACUCAGUUUCCCUUCCUGGCCUGGGCUGGGUGCUUGUACCUACCUCUUGUGUUUUUUAAAAACUUUUAUUCCAAAAUG